AUGAAAUCCCUCAACACGGAGAUUAUCAGGAGAUUGCCUGCGAAAUCGGUAGCUAGGUUUCUUCUAGUAUCCAAGUCAUGGGCAAAUCUCAUCACCAAUAGAGAUUUCAUCAAAUCAUUCGAGACCAGGUCUUGUUCGUCUCAGCCUCGUCUCCUAGUCUGUUUCAUUGGUCGAACGAAACCAUGCAAACGCCAAUAUUGCUACUUCUUCUCGUCGUCUUCGUCAUCAACGACUUUUCUGUCACGUGUUAAAUGUCCCCGUGAAGAUCCUGAAUGCUUUCCCUGCCUUCCUCAUUAUGCUAACGGCUUGAUAAGGCUUGGAUAUGGCGAAAAGAAACUCAUAUGUAACCCUAGCACCGGCGCUGAGUACUUGUGCUUGAUGAAAUUCGAUUUGAGGUAUGAAAAGUGGGAUCUUCUUACUAGGUUAUCCUCAGACAUGUCACGUCUAGGUGAAGAUUGCACUCUGAUAAACUAUGAGGGGAAAGUAGCCAUAACCACUACUAAUACCACCGGAGAUACCUUUAAUGUGUGGGUUAUAGAUCAGGCUGCCCGAGAACCUGGAUGGUUGAAGAAAAGUUUUAGUAUUGAAUCUUGGAAAUUUUUAUCUAAGUUAAGCAUAUAUGGCUCUACUCACACGGGUGAGUUUAUUUUGGCACCAAGGUACUAUUCGCAUGACUUUAGUGGUAUACUUUACAAUCCCAACACAAAUGGUUUGAGGAAAAUUAAGGUUGACGUAAAGGGAAGCGAUGAGUUCAAGCAUGGUCGGCGUAUGAGAACAAUGGUUUUUUGGGAGUACUUUCAGAGUAUUAGGCUGUUGUAG
Molecule: messenger RNA, 819 nt
Organism: Brassica napus (rape)
Lineage: Eukaryota; Viridiplantae; Streptophyta; Magnoliopsida; Brassicales; Brassicaceae
Product: F-box protein At4g11590-like
Exons: 2
Coding region: 1-819 (272 amino acids)
Molecular function (GO): protein binding
Source: RefSeq, a predicted model, not a curated record